UCACAAUGAAUAACAGUCAAUUUUAUUAUGCUUACUUUUCUUAAGACAUCCUAAAUAACGUAUGCAGCCUUCAAAUGCGACCUACGGAGGACGUAACCUCCGAAAUGAGACGCAGCUACUAUAGUAGGCUAUGUCUGCUUCUAUAAGCUGUAGGCUAUGUCUGCGUCCUUUAAAAGCUGCAGUCUUUCUCGCUCUUUCUCCCUCUCUCUCGCUCUCUCUCCGUUUUUGAUAUUGACACUUUGACAUUAAAUGUGUGAGUAGACGAGCCCUGAAGACGAUAGCUGCGGUGUGUGCGUGUGUGUGUGUGUGUGGGAGCGACGUGUAAGAAAGAAUGUCUCAAAGACCCGCCCGUAAAUGUUGUGAUCUUUAAAUGAUGAGCCAGUGGAAAUUCUCAUUUUAGUGCGCGUUUGCUUCGAGUCAGGACCACUACACAGAAAACAGAAGAAAUGUUGGCUGCUUUCAGGGGACCUUCAAGGAUUUUGCUAGUAUUUAGUCUAGUACUGAACUCCACUUUAGGUACUGACACUGGAUGUGAUGAUUGGAUUCUUAAUGGAAACGAUGAUGUCUGCUGCAAGAAAUGCAAGCCAGGGAACCGCCGAGUGGAAAAUUGUGGAAGAGACCCACAAAAGCUCUGUACCCCCUGUGGAAAUGGAACUUACAUCAACGAUGAUAAACCAUCUUGUUUGAGAUGUACCCAGUGCAUAGGAAAUCAGUUCGUAAGAGAACUUUGCACUAGCAGCAAAGAUACCGUAUGUGGAUGCAAGAAAGGAUAUCGGUGUGGGAACGAGAAAUGUUCCUUCUGUGUUGAUGAAUGCAAGGUGGGGGAGGAGCCCACAGAAGAACGAUCUUGUAGAAAAUGUCCUGAGGGAAAAUUCAAUGAUAAAAUCCACAGUGCGUGCAAAGAAUUGAGAAAAAGUUGUCCUGAUGGACAGACUUUGGUCAAAGGAAAUGUUACCAGUGACAGUACAUGCACAUAUUUAGAAGAACCUAUAAUCUUACCUACUGGGACAGAAAAUAAAAAUGGACAGACAAACUGGCUUCCAGUUUUCAUUGCUGCAGGGAUGGCUGGUUUGGCAGUCCUUUUUAUCAUAGGAUCCGUGGUUGCAUACGUAAAGGGACAAAACAAAACAGAGAAGAAGCCAAAAACCGAUACCCCUGACAAAGACCACUCAGACGUGUCCAGGAUAAUGAUUGUUGAGCAGGAAGACUGUAGUUUUCGUCAUCCAGAGCAGGAACAGGGCAGCAGCUCAGAGUCCAUCAAUACGCAAGACUCAGAGUCUAAACUCAUAGUGUGAGUUUACUGGACAGUAUUUUUUUUUUAUCUGAUUUUAGCAUUGCUACAGGGACAAGAGGACAAAAUCUCUGAAAAUCUGCUAAAUUGUGAAAUACAUACUUGACUGGGUGUCGAUAAGCCUUUCCAGUUGGUGUAUCAGUGAUUCAUUUCAACAAAAUGAGUUACAUUUGUUUUGAAGAACAAAAUGAACUUUCACGUCAGGGUGUCUGAAGUGUGGUGCACCUUAAUAACACAAAGAUGAGAUGUUAAUGUAGGUGUGCAGUAGCAGACAGUAUGUCAACACUUUUAUGAGAGUAGGCGUCAUCUACUGGUGCUUGCAUCACAUUUUCAGGUCAAAGCCCUCUUGAAAUACCCUGGUGGGCUUCCCCACUUUUACUAAAAGAGCACCAUUUUAAAAAAUUAUCUUUGGAUCAAGAACAAAGAGGAUAACAUGACCACAAAGAGACUGUUUUAAAUGGCAUGUUUUGCACUUUAACCAUUUUUAUUUAAUAAUAGUUCUUUGUCCAGUUGUUUUUAUUUCAAUUUUUUAUUGUCUGGAAAUCAGCAGAGAGUGCAGAGUAGUUUUUUGGUAGCUAAAUGUGGUUGACCAUGUCAUGUAGGAAGUGAACUGCUGAAACUAAACAUUUGACCUCAGGAUUUUUUUGUGCAUUUUACUGUUUUGUACAUUAGGAUUUAAAAAUAAGUUAAAUUGUCAACUCUUGCCUUUCUAAGCUCUGGGUUAAGAAAAUUAUGACUCACUGUUCAUUCAUUCACAAUUCAUUCUUUACUUGGGGUUAGGAAUUUACCCUGGGCAUUUAGGUUUCGACUCAAGGUUUCACAUGGCACAUGCUACAUUGGUUAAAACCGGGUUCAGUAUCAUUGGAUGAACGGUUUAAAUUAAAGCUUGUCUCGCUCAUAUGCAACAGUUUGGCUUAUUUAUUCCUGGAUGUACCAUCCGGUUUAUGCUAAAAUUAAAAUAGUCUCUUCACCCCAAUUAACACGUUUCCAUCACUGUUUGACAUUUACCUCUCAAACGCUGAAAUGAAAUAGAACGCUAAAUGUUGUGAUAACUCUAUAAACCGCAUAAGUAAUUAAUGAGGCGAGCGCUGUUUGUCUAUGAUUGGUUAUUGGCUGUUACGCUCUGACGUCGCAUCGUUUUACACGCAAAGAUGACAACUUGGUGUUAAGGUCAGUGUGAAAAGCAGUGUUGCAUGGUUUUACUGACAUGGUUUUACAUAUUUAAACUAAUCUAAAAGGACUGUUCAGUGGACUAUAUAUCCUGUAUAUCCUGCUGACUGAGUGGGAGUUCCCUGAUGACCAGAGUUGAAAAAUAUUUACUGUAUCUGUAAUGUUAUUAAUCUAGGAAUCAUGAUGAAUCAUUUUGCAUUCCAGUUUCAUUUUCCUCCCACAUCUAUACAUACGUGUACCAACGUGCUGAGCUCUGCAUCCACAAAAAAAAAAAAAAAACAUUACUUUGCUCCAAGGAGCUGUUUUCUCAGGGCGUUAUAAGCAUAACAACAGUAAUGGAAUAGGAGUGGAACAACUGGUGGGUGAGCAAUGUGAUAAUGGUGCUCGUCUUUAACGGUCAAAAAAAGGUCACCCUGUUUAAUGUCUCUUUAUGUGUCACCAUGGGUUUACUAUGUAAAGCCUUAUACUGGGUAUUCCAUUUUAUAAAACAGCUCUACCUCUUGUGUUAAAAAAAAAAAAAAAUCAUUUUUUUUUUUUUACACAGAGGUUUCAGUUUGUGGGAAGAGAAGGUCUCACUGGAAAUUUAUGUUUGAGGUGCUUCCCGCAGAGAUUUGCAUGAAUUUGUUGGUAAUUAGGGAAAGUCUUAACCUUUACCUACAGUUCAAAUUGAAUUCUACACAAUUUCUGCUGUAAAUGUAAAAUGUGUUUAUUGAUGUGAAUCAAGAAAGAUAUGGGUAUUAUAUAUAUAUAUAUAUACAUGUCUUCUGUACAAAGCAUUCAUUAAACUUUAUAUAAGCAAUAAAGGCCUACUGAUUCAUGACAA
Messenger RNA from Cyprinus carpio (common carp), 3284 nucleotides. Its product is annotated as tumor necrosis factor receptor superfamily member 4. The record is from RefSeq and is a predicted model, not a curated record. NCBI's taxonomy places the organism in Eukaryota, Metazoa, Chordata, Actinopteri, Cypriniformes, Cyprinidae. Gene Ontology annotation, biological process: regulation of cell population proliferation. Gene Ontology annotation, molecular function: signaling receptor activity; cytokine binding. Gene Ontology annotation, cellular component: external side of plasma membrane.